Molecule: messenger RNA, 942 nt
Organism: Hibiscus syriacus
Lineage: Eukaryota; Viridiplantae; Streptophyta; Magnoliopsida; Malvales; Malvaceae
Exons: 2
Coding region: 1-942 (313 amino acids)
Source: RefSeq, a predicted model, not a curated record
AUGGCAUUGCCAAGCUUUAUUGCUCUUGGAUUCAACCCCAAAGGUGUUUACUUGACCUAUGUUGCUGAUGGUGGAAACAUCGAUGGGUAUCUCAAGUUUUUCGAAACUGAUGUUGAGAGCCCAUUUGCAAAAUUCCAAGUGGAGGUUGCUAACGCAGAUGGUUUGUUCCACAUACGAAGUUGCCAAAACAACAAAUAUUGGGAAAGAAGCAAAAAUCUUUCCAUCACCGGAAACCCAUUGGAGCAGUAUUGGAUUACUGCAACCGCCGACAAGAAGGAGGAAGACCUGUCCAAGGAGUCAUGCACGUUGUUCAAGUGUAUCCCUGUGGACUCUACUAUGACUUCGGUCCGGAUUGUUCAUGUCCAAUCAGGAUGCUAUUUAUGCUUAUGGAAGUUGGCUGAUCCAUCAUACCACGGCAUCGUGUUGGCAAACUACCGAAUUCAUGAUCAUCAAGGCUGUGAUAUCUUCCAACUUAUUGAUUUGAAAUUGCCAACCGCGAAGUUGAUCACACUUGGAUUCAAUCCCAAAGGUGUAUACUUGGGCUAUGUUCGUGAUGCUGAAACCAUAGAUGGUUAUCUCAAAUUUUUCGAGACUUAUGCUGAGAGCCCAUAUGCAAAAUUUGAAAUGGAGGUUGCUAGCGCAGAUGGUUUGUUCCACAUAAGAAGUCGCACAAACAACAAAUAUUGGGAAAGAAAGCAGUAUUGGAUUACUGCAACAGCCAGCAACAAGGAGGAAGACCAGUCCAAGGAGUCAUGCACGUUGUUCAAGUUUGCCCCUGUAGACCCUGCUAAGAAGACGGUCCGGAUUGUUCAUGUGCAAUCAGGAUGCUAUUUAUGCCAAUGGGGUUUGGCUAAUCCAACAUACGAGUCCAUCGUGUUGGCAAACUACCAAAUUUAUGAUCAUCAAGGCUGUGAUAUCUUCCAGCUUAUUGAAUGGAAUUAA